AUGCCUGACGAGGUCCGCCAUUCCUUUCCGCUGGAAGACGAGCUACCGCUGCUUAUCCUGCGCAAGUCCGGGCAGACGAUCGCGUUGACAAGAGACGAACCUUCCGUGAAGUCUUUUUUGCCCUUCUCCCUGAGCGUCUGCAGCGCGAUCCGGGUGUCAGACAAGGAGAUGUUGCGAAGGGCAUAUGAGGACGGCCACCUCACUGUGGUGGCGAGAGAGUGGCCCAUCCAGGCGAGAGUGAAAGUUUCCCUGGACUGUGUCAGGGAACACAUGCACUGGUUGGUGUUGCUGAGAAGAGCCGGUGAGGAGGAGGUGACAGUAGCCAAACGUUUUAGCGGUAGUGAAGAGGAUCUGCAUGAGGUGGUGACAUGGCUGAAGCGUAUCGAACUGCGGGGAUGUUGUGAGUUGUGCUUGGCAAGCGAGCCAGUCAUCUCGGAGGCGCGUGUCACCAGAGAGGUUGGACGCCUGCGAAGUCUUCAAGCGGAUGAGGGGGUUAACGAGCAGGUGUUUUUGGGCGACUCGGUGGAAGAAGUUGCGGUUCGCUUGGAGGAGUUUUUGCAUUCGUUUUUCCUCGCCGCAGUGACGGCAGCGACUGCCGUGUUUUGGCCUCCGCCACUGACACACCCGCUGAAUAUUCACUACGGGGUGAAGGAGAUGCGGACGGCGGAGCACCGUGCGGCCCUGCUUCCGAUGCGUCCAUUGCUGCACCUGGGGCAGCGGUGCAAAGAGUUUCCAAGAACGAUGCAGGCGCUCUCCAGCCAUGGGGCGGGUGUGCCUCGCACGGGGCAUGCUUGGGAGAAGCAUCUUCUCCGCAAUAUUCAUAUUCACCUUUCAACAGCCUCAGCCAUUUCUGGUGGGGGAACGUUUCUCGUGAGUGGUGCGUACGACUAUUACCACUACAGUGUAGACGGGUUCAGGGAUGAGGGGUGGGGCUGCGCGUACCGAAGCCUGCAAACCAUACUGUCUUGGUUUCAGUACGAAGGGCUCAUGACGGAGCCGAUGCCGGACAUUCGAGCCAUUCAAGGUAUUUUGCGCGCAAAAGACCCAGAUAAAAUGAAUCGCAAGGAGUUUGUAGGCUCGAAGGACUGGAUUGGCUCCUUUGAGGUGAUGAUCGUGAUUCAGCACUUUGUCCCGGGUAUGGAGUGCACCAUAAGGCGCAUGGAAAGUGGUGCGGACUUGGAAACGGACCCAUCCGUGCAGCAGCUUCUAGUAGACCACUUCCGAAACAAGAAGGCCUGCCCCGUGAUGAUUGGAGGAAGUAGCUACGCGCAUACCAUUUUGGGCCUUGAUGCAAACCUGGCCACAAUGGAGGUGCGCUACCUAAUUGCCGACCCGCACUACUCUAGUGGAGAAACCAGCCUGAAAACGGUUUUGAGGAAGGGCUACGUGGGCUGGAAGGAGGCAGGAAAAUUUUUUGAAUCUAAGAGCUGGUACAAUCUUUGCAUCCCACAACUGGCAUCCUACGACCCACGCUGA
This is a messenger RNA of Trypanosoma rangeli, 1476 nucleotides long. RefSeq lists its product as uncharacterized. The transcript has a single exon. NCBI's taxonomy places the organism in Eukaryota, Euglenozoa, Kinetoplastea, Trypanosomatida, Trypanosomatidae. Bases 1 to 1476 code for a protein of 491 amino acids. The record is from RefSeq and is a predicted model, not a curated record.